GGAGCCUGCAGGCGCCGCUGAGGCGGAGGAGCGCUCGCUGCAGCACAUGCUGCGCGCCAUAGCCGAGGAGCGCGGCCGCGCCUGCCUGCGCCGCGAGGUCUGCGGCCUCGGGUGCUUCAAGGAUGACCGCAUUGUCUUCUGGACGUGGAUGUUCUCCACCUACUUCAUGGAGAAAUGGGCUCCCCGGCAGGAUGACAUGCUUUUCUACGUGCGCCGGAAGCUGGCGUUUGCUGGCAGCGAGAGUGGCGCUGACGGGAGGAAGGUGGCUGAGGCUGAGCCCGAGGUGGAGGUGGAGGUGUACCGGCGGGACUCCAAGAAGCUGCCGGGCCUGGGAGACCCUGACAUUGACUGGGAGGAGAGCGUCUGCCUGAAUCUCAUUCUGCAGAAGUUGGACUACAUGGUGACCUGCGCGGUGUGCACACGCACGGAUGGUGGGGACAUUCACAUCCAUAAGAAGAAAUCCCAGCAAGUGUUUGCGUCCCCCAGUAAACACCCCAUGGACAGCAAAGGGGAGGAGUCCAAGAUCAGCUACCCCAACAUCUUCUUCAUGAUCGACAGCUUCGAGGAGGUGUUCAGCGACAUGACUGUGGGGGAAGGAGAGAUGGUCUGUGUGGAGCUAGUGGCCAGUGACAAAACCAACAUGUUCCAAGGGGUCAUCUUCCAGGGCUCCAUCCGCUAUGAGGCGCUCAAGAAGGUGUACGACAACCGAGUGAGCGUGGCCGCCCGCAUGGCACAGAAGAUGUCGUUUGGCUUCUACAAGUACAACAAUAUGGAGUUUGUGCGCAUGAAGGGGCCACAGGGCAAAGGCCAUGCUGAGAUGGCGGUCAGUCGGGUGUCCACAGGUGACACGUCCCCCUGUGGGACCGAGGACUCCAGCCCAGCGUCGCCCAUGCACGAGCGGGUGACCUCCUUCAGCACCCCUCCGACCCCGGAGCGGAACAACCGGCCCGCCUUCUUCUCCCCGUCCCUCAAGAGGAAGGUGCCCCGGAACCGGAUCGCUGAGAUGAAGAAGUCGCAUUCGGCCAACGACAGUGAGGAAUUCUUCCGGGAGGACGACGGUGGAGCCGAUCUGCACAAUGCAACCAACCUGCGGUCUCGGUCCCUGUCCGGCACGGGAAGGUCGCUGGUCGGGUCCUGGCUGAAGCUGAACAGAGCAGACGGAAACUUCCUUCUCUAUGCACACUUAACCUACGUCACUUUGCCACUGCAUCGGAUUCUAACAGACAUCCUGGAAGUGCGGCAGAAGCCCAUCCUGAUGACCUAGCCGUGCGCGGACCCCCCGCGUGGAGCCCCGGCCCUGCCCGGCCCUGGGAGUGCUGCCAAGUGCCUACCCGUCCACCGCCACCGGGGUCUUCUGUGACAAGCCAGCGCCGGAGCCGCAGCCAGGCAGGGCCACUCAACUCCCGGGGCCAGGGCCGACUCCACGACCACCAGCCCAAACUGAAGUGCCUCUUUCUCCCCCCUGCUGGCUCUGCUCUGCCCUGCACCCACCCGCCCAGCACCCAGCCCGGCUCUGCGGAGCCCUCUGCACCCAGAGGGGACCAGAGGUGUCAAGAGGCCAUGAGAGAGAGGCCAUGAGGGAGCAGCGAGUGUCCGGAGGGGCAGACCUGGCGUGGUGUCCCAUCUGACAGGUGGCAGGCGGAAACCACCUGGCUGGGGACACGCAGUGUGUCAAACUGUCAACUCUUUCUUAGGGAAAACCAAUUUAAGAUUUUGUAAGCUGUCCCCGCGAACUUCAGCACCCGAGUCAGUCCCAACUCGUCCUCCCUAGUUUACCACUUUGUCCUGUCUUCUAGGUGGCCGUGGGGAGAUGGGGAACACAGAUGUUUGAUGGCUUUGCCCUGGGCUGGGACUGCCUCACCCGUGCCCAGUCCCAGAAAGGCCCUGAGCUGACAGACAGGCCCCGAUCCUGCCAGAAUGGCCUUUUGCUUCCAGCCAAAGAACACCGCCAACACACACACCUCCCACCUGGAGACGCCACUCUGGGCCUCACAUGGAGUGACCGCAGCAUUUGGAUUCUGAGGGCAGGAGAACAGGAUUUCUGCCACAGGGCGUCUGCUGUGGGUGGGGUUGGCAUCCUCCCAGGAAGGUUCUAGGUAGAACCCCCACCUUCUGGGGGCUAGGGGAGCGGAGGGGUGUCAUUUCAUCUUCCCUGGCCUCCUACAGCUUACUUUCUUUGCGUGUGCUGGGACCGUUUCUAGGACCAGCUCACUGAAGCAAAGAGGGAUGGCCACCACGGCUCACGCAGCCAUUGUCACCGGUUUGUGUGAGCAGCCGCCCAGCCCCCGGCCUGUCUGCGGCCUUGUCCCAGCAUGAAGGAGUUUCCGUCUGCAGCGACAGACACUUUGCUCUCCUCAAGAGCAGAAGCACCCCAUGCCCAACUGGGAAUAAACUGGAAGCUGGGUCUCUUUGUUGCUACGGGUUUUUUGUUUGAAGUCCCCAGGAAUUUUUGAGGGGUUCCAGGGAUGUGUUUAGAGAUCUUCUUUGUGGGGGAAAAGGAAGAGGAGGGGCUAAUUCUCCUGUUUGUGUUUCUUCUGCGGGCUCCGGAAACAGGGGACUACUUCGGGGCUUUCUCCAGAUUUUGUAUAUUGUUAUUAAAAGCGAGCUAUUGCAUUUC
Messenger RNA from Lemur catta (Ring-tailed lemur), 2617 nucleotides. RefSeq names its product KIAA0930 ortholog. Bases 47 to 1264 code for a protein of 405 amino acids. The transcript is spliced from 10 exons. NCBI's taxonomy places the organism in Eukaryota, Metazoa, Chordata, Mammalia, Primates, Lemuridae. The record is from RefSeq and is a predicted model, not a curated record.